Messenger RNA from Xyrichtys novacula (pearly razorfish), 705 nucleotides. Lineage: Eukaryota; Metazoa; Chordata; Actinopteri; Labriformes; Labridae. The record is from the annotation of a GenBank genome assembly.
AUGAACCGUGUGAAAACAGGAUUACAUCCCCCAAAGAAAUUAACGACCCUGGCUCUGGGGAAGCAACAUAAGGGAUCUGAAACAACUCAAAGUUUUCGCCAAAGCAUUUAUUCACAAGAUCUCAUUUUUUUAACAGACAAUAACCUGGACUUUCUCUGUUUAACCGAAACCUGGCACAAUCAUCUCGACCUCUUCCCACUAAACCAAGCCACACCCCCCCGUUACUCCUACCUGCACCAACCCCGCCUCACUGGACGAGGCGGUGGCGUCGCAUUCAUCCACAAGCAGACCCUCAAGACCACCCCCAUCCCCACCCCGACUGUCCACUCAUUUGAACACAUUUCAGUCAAACUCCCUGGCCCCACCCCACUGGUCAUUGUCACCAUCUACCACCCUCCAAAACCCCACCCAUCAUUCCUUUCUGAUUUCUCUGAACUGGUCACCCAACUAAAUACCAUCUCAUCCUCUGUCCUGUUACUUGGCGACUUCAAUUUCCACAUCGACAACCCCACCUGCAAACAAGCCUCUGAUUUUCUGGACCUACUCGACACCCUCAACCUCACCCAGCAUGUACACUCCCCCACCCACUCCCACGGCCACACCCUCGACCUCGUCUGCUCUACCGGCAUCUCCAUCCACCAUCUCUCCACCACCAACCUCUACAUAUCUGACCACCUGGCCGUCACUUUCAGCAGUGAAAAAUGA